AAAGAACUGAACUGAGAAGACCAUUUGGGAAGAUUAUAACCUAUAAUUUCUGCUUGAUUUUGUUGAUAAACAAAGUGGGAAAUGUCGGCCCCGGGGAACGCUAUGGACUCCCUGAGCGCUGCUCUGAAAUGCAACAUAAUCCCCAACCAAGAAUACCUACUUCAAGGUUCAGUCCUCGACCAAUACGUCGAGGUUCUUUUACACCGUUUGAGGGGCUUAUGCGACAACGUAGACAGCGGACCCGAGUCUUUCCACGAUCACGAAUUGUGUUUUUCUCUGCGGAUAGCCAACACGGGAGCCACCACGCCCAUGUCGGUGUUUUCCUUGAGGGUGAGAAGAGCCCUAGAUGUGAGCGAUACCCCAUAUCAACUUCGGUAUAUAGGACAACAAGAAUUGGGGGACAAAAACAGGCCCACAGUUGUGAGGUCCAGUAUUGAUAUGGCGUGCAGCUCAACUAUAGUGGAUUUUUUGACUGAGCUAGGAUGUAGAGUGGACUUUGAAUAUAUAGCCAGAGGGUAUAUGUUUAGAAAGGGCAGGAUGAAGAUAACUGUGUCAAAGAUUUUCAAAAUGGGAGGGAAUAAGCCUGGAGAAACGGUGGAACCUAUUUCUCAGAGUUAUUUGGUGGAAUUGUCAGUGCUGGCACCCUCAGGGCAAGAUGCCAUUGCAGAGGACAUGCGAAUUUUUGCAGAACAACUGAGACCUUUGGUGCAGUUAGAAAAAAUAGACUAUAAAAGGCUAGGAAAUAUUAUGUAA
Messenger RNA from Phaedon cochleariae (mustard beetle), 753 nucleotides. The record is from the annotation of a GenBank genome assembly. NCBI's taxonomy places the organism in Eukaryota, Metazoa, Arthropoda, Insecta, Coleoptera, Chrysomelidae.